Messenger RNA from Lodderomyces margitis, 1983 nucleotides. RefSeq lists its product as uncharacterized. The record is from RefSeq and is a predicted model, not a curated record. The transcript has 2 exons. The coding region runs from base 1 to 1983 and encodes 660 amino acids. Lineage: Eukaryota; Fungi; Ascomycota; Pichiomycetes; Serinales; Debaryomycetaceae.
AUGAAGUUAGCUAUCUUAACAUCACUCGCUGCACUUACUACUUUAGCUAGAUCUGCAUUUGUUUAUAUUACCGAAGACAUCACUAUCACCGCUGAAACAUGGACCACAAGUACAUACUGCCCAGAAACGGAUUCUAAUGAGCAAAGUACAACAAGUUUGGAAGAGAAUACCAUGUCAGAGGUUGAGAGAGAGACCUCAACAAGCACAUCUUCUAAAAGAGUUGUUACAGUUGUUCCAUCCAUAGAUUUGACAUCUUCCUCAUCUUUUUCAGAGGAAACAGAGUCCAUUUUGGUUGAAAGCUCCACUGUGGAUUGGACGAGCUCAGUUGCAGAUCUCUCUAUCACAAGUGAAAUCAAGUCAACAUCCAUUGAAUCUACCACAGAAGAAACAACAUCCAAGGUUGAAAAUAGGUCUGGAGCUGAAACUCCGUCUGGAGCUGAGACGACAGCUCAAACUGACCCUACAUCCGAAUUUGAAACUACGCCUGAAGCUGAAACUACGCCUGAAGUUGAAUCUACAAUAGCCCUUAGCUUCUCACUUGAGGGCCCAAGCUCUGUUCAAAUUGAUUUAACUUCGACUACAUUGUUUGAAAUUAGUAGCACAUCAGCGGAGUCAACAAGUGUGGAAGAAAGUUCGUCCGUUGAAACUAGUUCAUCCCAAGUCGAAACCAGACUUCAAGCCACAUCUGAAAGUUCCAUCUCAGAGACCCCGGGCUAUGAAUCUACUUUAGUCUCAUUGCUGAGUGAGCCAUCUAUUGAUUUCCUGACUUCAAUGCCACCUCCAAUUGUCAUUACCUUACCACCUAUAUCGACCACUACAAGCAUUGAUACAACAGUGAUUACCCUUUUCUCAUGUUCGAAUGAUAUUUGUUCCCAAGACACUCGUACAUUGGUUUUAUCAACAUUAAUUGAAGCUACUACAUCCUUUCUUUCCUCAGUUGAAACCAGCGAAGUAGAAUCAUCAAGCACUUCCCCAACCGAGUCGAGCACCACUUCAGCAAAUGAGUCAAGUUCCACAUAUACAACAAUUGCUGCUUUGAUUUACGAAGCUUCCACAGAUGUCGUUAUCCUGGUUGAAUCUUCGUUGGAGCAAGUUGUUUCUACAAAUACUGAUAUUAAAACAACAAUUUUCACAAUUACUUCAUGCAAAGAUAAUAGCUGUACCAUGGUUACACAUACAACUGGACUCACAACUGUUACCGAAGAUGAAACUAUCUACACAACUUACUGUCCUUUGACAACGUCGAUUGAAAGUGAAUCAAGUAAAGAGCCCUUAGCUACAACGUCAUAUUCAGAAGUGGUUUCUUUCUCAGCCUCGUUGUCACUAGCUGAAGUUACUAUUGAGUAUUCAAAAUCAGUGGGAAUCCCUCCAUAUUCUGUCUCGGAGCCUGGAUCAAGUGAAGUUAAAGAGGAAUUGAUAGAAUCAUGCAGUGGUGAUGAAUGUUUGACAUCCUUGGCCGCAGAAGCUACGACUGAGAACAAUCUAUCCGUUGAAGCUUAUCUUGUAGAGAAGCCUAUUACAUCUGAUGCUCAAGAGACCAUAGCUCAAGAGACUGAGUCUGCAUUAGUAACUGAGAGUCAAGAUGUCACCACCUCCGUGGCUGCACCAUCGACAUUUUCAUCACCAGUACCAAGUGUUUCCAAGGAUGUUGGAAUUGCUACCGCUAGCGAGAUUGAAUCACAUGUUACCACAAUUGUCUCCUACAACUCAGAACAAGAUGUGACUACUACUAUCACAUCAAUAAUUGAAAUUACAUCUCAUGUUCAAGCGCCGUCUGCUGAUGUCGAGGAACCUCAAACAACUGAGUACUGGUCAGAAGAUGUCCCAGAAGAGCAAACUCUGGCUAUUGUUACACUUGCAGAGUCAAUUUCGAUCAUAUACAGUCCUGAAGAAUCUCCAGCAGUAUCUGAAUACCAAGGGUCUGCUACUGUAAAUGCUCCAAUACUAACUGCUGUUUUUGGAGUGUUAUUUUGUUUUAUCUAG